CAUGCACCUUUUUUAUGGGCUUUUGUCCUGCAUGGCAACGCUCUCCUUGAGCCUAUUUAUGGUGGUGCCAUAUUGUUUUGUCGUAACAAAACAGUGGGCACGAUGGCGCAAAGCAUGUGGCUCGCUCCUCUCACCUCAUCGGCCGCUUGGACGGCACAGGCUCAGUCGAGCUGCUCGGCGGCCUCCGUCUUUGCCACUCUCGUCGCGGCCAUCGUAACAAAGGGCAUAGCGACGGCCCAGCAAAAAGCCAAGCAAACGAAGGAUAUUGUCAAGGGUCCGUACGACUUUAUUGUGAUUGGCGGAGGAAGCUCCGGCUGCGUCGCGGCGAGUCGUUUGAGCGAGGUGUCUUCUUGGAAGGUGCUGCUUCUGGAAGCUGGGGCCGAAGAGCCUAACUACGGCAUGGUUCCGGCUUUCUACAACCGGUACUUAACAGGUCCCUUCUACGACUGGCAGUACAAAACACAGAAGAGUGGAUGGGAUGCGGGCGGCUCUACUGGAAGAGGUAAGAUCUUAGGAGGAUGCAGUGCCGUUAACGCUCUUCAUUUCACUCGGGGCAAUGCGGGCGACUUUGACCACUGGAGCUCUCUCGGGAACACCGGCUGGAGCUACAAAGACGUUCUACCGUAUUUCAAGAAGUCCGAAAACAACUUAAACCCUGCCAUUGCCUCAGACACUCAGUACCACGGCAAAGGUGGCCCCCAGGAUGUGGAACUGGACCGUUACAUCGACCCAAACACGCAGCUGCUCAUGAAGGCUUACGAGGAAGCUGGCAUUGCAAGUAUCAAUGACGUCAACGGAGCUAAGCAGAUUGGUGUCUCAAGGGCGCCGUCGUCCGCCUCUCACGGCGAGCGUUUCAGCACCAACCGGGCCUUCCUGACGCCGGCCGUGCGUAGGAGGCCGAACCUGACGGUGCAGACAGGUGCCACCGUCAGGCGCAUCAUUCUGUCCAGCGGGGCCGGCAAGCCUCGCGCUGUGGCUGUCGAGUACGAUGGACCGCAGGGCAGGAAGACUGUCAAGCUCAACAAGGCCGCCGUGCUCUCGGCCGGAUCCUUCAACUCGCCGCAAAUACUUAUGCUGUCCGGUAUCGGUCCUAAGUCACAUCUUAAUGAUGUCGGAAUCAAGCCGGUCGUCGAUUUGCCAGGGGUUGGGCAGCGCCUUCACGACCACAUGUUUGCAAAGGGUAACGUUAAGUUUUUGUUGGGCAAAACCGCAAAUCUGGGCACUCAACAGCAGAUCAUUGCCACGAUUUCCCAGUACGUUCAGAAGCGGACUGGUCCUCUCACGGCCACGGGCAACCCGGCGAACGUCUUCUUCCGCUCUAAGUUUCAAAAGGCCGAUGACCCGCGCCCUGACAUCCAGAUUCCCCUUGGCGGCUCUCAGUACCUAACCACAACAGGCGUCAAAGGAUGUGCCUCACCCGAGGCAGCUGGCACCUACUUCAAUCAACUUGGUUUUAAUGCCAUAAAUCUCCACCCGAAAAGUCGCGGGCACAUUCUGCUCAACAAGGCAAAUCCGUACGGCAUGCCUCUCAUUUACCAUAAUGUAUUUGGCGACGAGUCGGAUCUGAAACCAAUCUACGAGGCCUUCCGACUAGCGGUGAAACUCAACUCAACGAAGGUGUUCCGCGACAACAACAUCACUUUGAGCUACAAUAAGCCCAAGCAGUGCACUCAGCUCACCUUUAACAGCGACGAGUUUUGGAAGUGUACCUUCCAGGGCGCAGGAUCCGCCAACCAGCACCCCACGUCUACGUGCAGCAUGGGACCUGACAGCGACAAGCUCGCCGUCGUCACACCACGUUUGGCGGUGCGCGGCGUCGAGGGGAUCCGUGUCAUGGAUGCAUCCGUCAUGCCUGGCACAACGAGCGGCAAUACCAACGCCGUCUGCGUCAUGAUUGGCGAGGUCGGGUCGGAUUUCAUCAAGCAAGACUACAACGUCAAAACUGGCUAAACCAACACAGAAAGGCGUGCAUUGCCUCCUAGUGCAGCGCCGCUUAAUCAGAUACGCUGUACCCACCUAACCAUUUCGAACAUUUUGCAUUCUGGAAACCAGUCCAGUCCCGACUGAAACAAAACGGCGUUUCCGAUGAUAAAGAGCCGUGGUGAUCUGAUUUGAGGGGCCGCUCUCUGCUAUUUAAUAAACGAAAUACAAUCUGCCAAACAAAGCAUUACCAAA
Frankliniella occidentalis (western flower thrips) is the source of this 2175-nucleotide messenger RNA. Its product is annotated as glucose dehydrogenase [FAD, quinone]. Bases 103 to 1950 code for a protein of 615 amino acids. Gene Ontology annotation, molecular function: flavin adenine dinucleotide binding; oxidoreductase activity, acting on CH-OH group of donors. The record is from RefSeq and is a predicted model, not a curated record. The transcript is spliced from 13 exons. Lineage: Eukaryota; Metazoa; Arthropoda; Insecta; Thysanoptera; Thripidae.